Molecule: messenger RNA, 489 nt
Organism: Didymella exigua CBS 183.55
Lineage: Eukaryota; Fungi; Ascomycota; Dothideomycetes; Pleosporales; Didymellaceae
Exons: 1
Coding region: 137-412 (91 amino acids)
Source: RefSeq, a predicted model, not a curated record
GAGCGGAUGUACGCACGGGAUGUGCAGUGCCACGUCUUCGGCCUGUUUACAAUGCCAUCGAGUGGUAAGGGGGGCAGUUGAAUCGCAUUCUGCAGAUAUCGGCCGUCUUGUUGAAGGCGAGGAAUGAGUAGCGACCAUGUCGUCGCGCGUGACGAGGACUGACGCGUUGCAUCGAAAUCAAAGUCCGACACCUCAAGCGAGCUACCCAAUCUCCAGAUCAGCGUACGUAAUCACCGCGUACCUGCUCAUGCUGUCAUGCGCCAUCGAGUCCGUCCAGUCAGCGAUUUCUGGUAGACGGCAGGCAAACAGCUUGUUGGCUCAAUCAGUCCGCGGCAGAGCUUCGCUUGUUUCUGGCUGUAGAUCAAACGGCCAGGAUCAUCUCAACCCUGGAGGCUGGAGCUGUGAGGGAUAGUAAGCGCAGGGUCCGACUCGGACAUGGAGCACCUGGGACACGUUACGCACGGGUGUGCAACUUGCGACACGCAUCCU